AUGGUGGAACAGAACUCCAUCGACCUGCAUUGGCUCUUGAGAAAAAGAAUAUCCAUCUUUGUUCGUGCUCUUCUCAGUUUGGAAGAUUUUGGUAAUAUAAACGCCUCAGUUCAGAUAACAUAUAUCCGAUUGGGUCUUCUCCAAGAUUUUAAGAAAAUGAAGGAUAAUUAUUUCGAUGAACUAUCUAAGAAGGGCCUUCUAUAUUCUUACCUUGAUAUUGAAGAUAUACUACUAAAGUGCUUUUGUGAGCUACUCAACAAUGGUUAUUCCCUUUUGCUAAUGACGGAUGCAGAGGCUAUUAAUAUGGGAUCUUUAAAGAAACAUAUUGAAGACAUUUGUCCCCCAGAUAAUGGGGUUGAACAUGGUAGAUCUUCUAAGUAG
Messenger RNA from Lactuca saligna, 381 nucleotides. NCBI's taxonomy places the organism in Eukaryota, Viridiplantae, Streptophyta, Magnoliopsida, Asterales, Asteraceae. The record is from the annotation of a GenBank genome assembly.